Suncus etruscus (white-toothed pygmy shrew) is the source of this 3062-nucleotide messenger RNA. RefSeq names its product SEC62 homolog, preprotein translocation factor (gene SEC62). The transcript has 8 exons. The record is from RefSeq and is a predicted model, not a curated record. Gene Ontology annotation, cellular component: endoplasmic reticulum membrane; endoplasmic reticulum. Bases 153 to 1349 code for a protein of 398 amino acids. Gene Ontology annotation, biological process: post-translational protein targeting to membrane, translocation. Lineage: Eukaryota; Metazoa; Chordata; Mammalia; Eulipotyphla; Soricidae.
UGGUCGGAGCCAGCCGGCGGGUUACAUAACAUAACGGGCCCCGCGGCGAGUUCUCGCGAGAUUUCCGCCGCGAGAUUUCCUCCGCUCAGCCCCCGUCUCCCCCCGCCCCCCCGCGCGGUCCACGUCAGAGAGAGCCGGGCUCAGCGGCCAACAUGGCGGAACGCAGGCGGCACAAGAAGCGGAUCCAGGAAGUUGGUGAACCGUCUAAAGAAGAAAAAGCUGUAGCCAAAUAUCUUCGAUUCAACUGUCCAACAAAGUCCACCAAUAUGAUGGGUCACCGGGUUGAUUAUUUUAUAGCUUCAAAAGCAGUGGAUUGCCUUUUGGAUUCAAAGUGGGCAAAGGCCAAGAAAGGAGAGGAAGCUUUAUUUACAACAAGAGAGUCUGUGGUUGACUACUGCAACAGGCUAUUAAAGAAGCAAUUUUUUCACCGGGCGCUGAAAGUAAUGAAACUGAAGUAUGACAAAGACAUCAAAAAAGAAAAAGAAAAAGGAAAAAUUGAAAGUGGAAAGGAAGAAGAUAAAAAGAAUAAGAAAGAAAAUCUAAAGGAUGAAAAGACAAAGAAAGAGAAAGAGAAAAAAAAAGAUGGUGAAAAGGAAGAAUCCAAAAAGGAAGAAACUCCAGGAACUCCCAAAAAGAAGGAAACUAAGAAAAAAUUCAAACUUGAACCACAUGAUGAUCAAGUUUUUCUGGAUGGAAAUGAGGUGUUUGUGUGGAUCUAUGACCCAGUUCACUUUAAAACAUUUGUCAUGGGAUUAAUUCUUGUGAUUGCAGUCAUUGCAGCCACCCUCUUCCCUCUUUGGCCGGCAGAGAUGAGAGUAGGUGUUUAUUACCUCAGCGUGGGUGCAGGCUGUUUUGUAGCCAGCAUUCUUCUCCUUGCUAUUGCUCGUUGCAUUCUGUUUCUCAUCAUUUGGCUCAUAACUGGAGGAAGGCACCACUUCUGGUUCUUACCAAACCUGACUGCUGAUGUGGGCUUCAUUGACUCCUUCAGGCCUCUGUACACACAUGAAUAUAAAGGACCAAAAGCAGACUUAAAGAAAGAUGAGAAAUCUGAAGCCAAAAAACAGCAGAAGUCUGACAGCGAGGAAAAGUCAGACAGUGAGAAAAAGGAAGAAGAAGAGGGCAAAGUAGGACCAGGAAAUCAUGGAGCAGAAGGCUCAGGUGGAGAACGGCAUUCGGACACAGACAGUGACAGGAGAGAGGAUGACCGAUCCCAACACAGUAGUGGAAAUGGGAAUGAUUUUGAAAUGAUCACGAAAGAGGAACUGGAACAGCAAACAGAUGGGGAUUGUGAAGAGGAGGAAGAAGACAAUGAUGGAGAAACAGUUCAAUCUUCUCAUGAAAAGUCAUAAUCUAACUAAUUUUGGGACUAAAUAAGUGCAAAAUGUUGGGUUUUCUAUGUUGGCUGGUGAUCAUAAUUACAUAUGACAUUUGUAGCAUUCUUUCAAUUCAUUUACUGAAGUAGAUUUGACAUCCAACCAGUUACAUUGAGUUCUUCAUUUCAUAGAACACUUUGGUACAUUUUAAUGCCAUUUAUAAAUUUUAUCCAUUUGAUAAUUUUACAGUAACUAGGUUUUAUUCAUUUUGAUAGUUGGAAUUACUUUCCACAAUGAGAUUUAGAUUAAUGACAUUUUUGACAGUUGUACUGUUAAACAAAACUAAAAGGGAUUAAAACCAACAUUUUAGCUUAUGCCUAAUUAUGUAGCCAUUUCACAAUUUCUUUAAGGUGAUGCUUAAACUCAUUUUGGAUAGUUCAGUUUUGUUGGUUAUACAGUCAUACCAAGACAUUUCUAAGCCAGUUAGCAAGGUUCACAAACAUUUUGUGGAAAUAAGCCAACUAGAUAUAAUGCUACACUUUUAGUUUAGCUACAAAUUCUCCUUUUCCAACUUAGGAAAUCCAAACUGAUUUGUGCAUCUAAUUCAAAGAGAGACACAGUCAUCCCCAACAAGAAGCAGUAGCAUUGGUUGGAAGGUGAUGACUCUUCCUCCUCCUUCCCUAUUUCCUUGUUAUAAAGUAAAAAAUGUAUUCUGUACAUAAUUUACAAAUAAACAUUUUAUUUUAAUUGUUACUUAUUAUUUAGACAUUUUCUCAACACUUAAAUUUGUAAAAUUAAGUCCUGUAAGAGUAUGUUUUUAGAGAAAUGAACGUUUCAGUAACCCACAGAACAUCUGUGAUCUUUCUAGAGCAGCUUCAGUUUUGUGCCAACAUUCCAUGUAUUUGAGUAAGUUAAAAUGGUCCUUCUGAAGAGAACAGACUUAAGUAGCUGUUUGUAUGCCUUAAUGUUCAUUUUGAUUUAUCAUAAAUCUCUACAUUCAGAAAUGGGGUAUUGUUUUAUCAGACCAGGAGGCACUGCUAUGAAAGAUAAUUUACUGUUCUAAAAUAUAAAUUUAAAAUAAAGAGCAUAAAAAUAAGAGAACCAUUGGACUCUAAUUACUUCACACCAGUGUGCAGUUUGAUUUUAUGCUUUGCAUACCUUAAUGACAGAUCUUUCAGGAAAAUACUACAUUUAUUUAUGAACACAUCAUUAUCACAUCAUUCCUUGGAGUUAUACUCUUAAAAAUGGAAAUGAAUAUUACAUUUUUCUUCAGCUACAGUGAAAGCAUUUGCUUUAAAAUUCAAAUAGGUUAUGUGUGUGUAGUUCUACAUUUUGAGCUGUUUUCCAUCUAGUGUUUGAAGAUGUUAAAUUUCUAAUUGUGUAAAGAUACACUUCUGUAUACUGACACGUUUCAUUAAACAUGGCUUGAUUGCUGCUUUAUAGUAUUUGUAUAAAAAUUGUGGCUAUUUGAUGUUAAUAGUAUGAACUAUCCAGCUGAACUCAGUUUAUUUUAAAGGUUUUCUCCUAGAAAAUAUUUAUUAAUUUAGGUGCCCAGAUAUUUACCUCUUAUAUUUUCCAUUUUUAUUUGUUUUUUUUUUGUUUUUUUUUUUUGCUUUACUUACAUGAUUAAAAAAAAAGUAUGUAUAAUUAGAGCUUCUGAGCUGCUUAAUCAUCCGUGGUAUUAAUAGCUUUCUUAUGAUAUGAUAAUGGCACCAACAGUGUUCUUAAAUAAAAAUGAGUUUAUCUUUA